This is a messenger RNA of Exophiala xenobiotica, 3591 nucleotides long. RefSeq lists its product as uncharacterized. Bases 230 to 3394 code for a protein of 1054 amino acids. The record is from RefSeq and is a predicted model, not a curated record. The transcript has 3 exons. Gene Ontology annotation, biological process: carbohydrate metabolic process. Gene Ontology annotation, molecular function: hydrolase activity, hydrolyzing O-glycosyl compounds; carbohydrate binding. Lineage: Eukaryota; Fungi; Ascomycota; Eurotiomycetes; Chaetothyriales; Herpotrichiellaceae.
CUUGCUCGUAGUUCCUCCACGCUUCUCCUCCCACUCCUCCAAGUCUACCUAGGGAACCAUUCUUCAUUCGACAACGAGCCCACUUUGCUACGUCGUCGAUCAAGGUCUUGAGGUGCUCCAAUCGGUGGCACUCAGAUGGCACCUGAAGCUGCCCGAAGAGGGAUACCGCUGGCUCUCCUUGUCUAGAACGUUACAUGGAAAAUCUGUGCCUGAGGGGCAUGAACCAGUCAUGAAGCUCAGCAAUCGCUUUGUGAUGGCCGGGGUCAUCGCUUUAGGCUGUCUCGUGGUUUUCCUGGCGAGCGGUGACAUUCUCCGCAGAAACUUGUUCGUGUCAUCAUGUCUCGAACCUAUUAUUCAUCCGCUGGGUCUUGACGAGCGGCUUCGCUCUACCAACUCCGUCAUGAUGAAGACUGCUGGUCUGUUGUCGAGCUUGUUCCUUGCGCCUUGCCUUGGGGUACCUCAAGCGUCAACAGCGGCUUCCCGUGCUUCAUCGACGACCUCAUUCGCGGCACAAUUCACCGUGCCGUCGAGUGCCGACGAAGGAGCGUCUCUCCUGCCAAAUGUCUACGAUCCAACUGCAGCCGACGCCCAAGCCGAGUGCCCCGGAUACAAUGCGAGUGCUGUUAAGACUUCAUCAACUGGCUUGACCGCUCACCUGACCCUGGCUGGUCCUGCUUGCAAUGUCUAUGGCACAGAUGUCCACGACUUGGACUUGACGGUUGAGUAUCAGACCGACGCCCGCCUUCAUAUCAAUAUCCGCCCCUCUCAUGUUACUGCUCAGAACCGGAGCUGGUACUUCCUCUCCACAGACUACGUGCCAGCUCCGAGCCAUGAGAGUGGCAAGAUGACUACUAGCGACUUGACUUUUUCUUGGGCCAAUACGGCAAGGGCUGGCUUUGGUUUCAAUGUCACCCGGAACAGCACUGGUGACGUGCUUUUCUCCACGACCGGAUCCAAGUUGGUCUUUGAGAAUCAGUUCAUUGAGUUGGUGACGCACCAAGAAGAGAACUACAACCUUUAUGGACUCGGCGAAGUCAUUCAUGGCUUGCGACUGGGCAAUAACCUCACACGGACGAUUUAUGCUGCAGACGCGGGCGACCCGAUUGACAUGAACAUCUAUGGAAGCCAUCCAUUCUACAUGCAAACCAAGUAUUUCGAGGUCGGCAACGACAGUAGCACGACACUCGUGACAGAACAGCUUGAUACCACAAAAGCUACAGCUAACUAUACCUCUUCUACACAUGGCCUAUACUUCCGAAAUGCUCAUGGCAUGGAAGUCCUGAUGCGCGCCACCAAUGUCACAUGGCGGACACUGGGCGGCAACAUCGACCUGUAUUUCUUUUCAGGACCGACACAGCCGGAUGUCACUCAUCAGUACCUCAAUGUCAUCGGAAAGCCAGUGCUUCAAAACUAUUGGGGCUUCGGUUUCCAUCAGUGCCGAUGGGGCUACGAAAACUGGACCGUCACAGAGGAUGUGGUGAACAAUUAUGCCAAGUUCGAGAUUCCCCUGGAGACAAUUUGGAACGAUAUCGACUACAUGUUCCAGUAUCGAGACUUCGCCAACGACCCUGUUCGUUUCAACUACUCUGAAGGCAAGGCUUUCCUGCAAAGACUCCAUGACAGAGGUCAACACUAUGUACCUAUCAUUGACAGUGCUAUCUAUGCACCCGAUCCCAGUAACGCAAGUGAUGCGUACCCAACCUUCAAUGACGGCAAUGACACUAAUUCGUAUCUUCUCAACCCUGAUGGGUCAUUGUACAUUGGUGAGGUUUGGCCUGGAUACACAGUUUUCCCUGAUUGGCUCACCAGCUCAGCCAAGACGUGGUGGAAGAAUCAGAUGGUCGCGUAUUACCAGAAGAUCCCCAUUGACGGUGCCUGGAUCGACAUGAGCGAAGUCUCGUCCUUUUGUGUCGGUAGCUGCGGCUCGGGCAAUCUGUCACUGAACCCUGUUCAUCCACCGUUUUUGCUAUCGGGCGAGCCAGGAAACGUCAUCUACGGUUACCCAGAGGGCUUCAACCUGACGAACGCCACGCAGGCCGCAUCUGCUGCGUCUGCAUCACAGUCCCAGGCAGACGCCACUUCAACGGCUUCGAGCACGACGGCGAGUGCAUCAUCGUCGUCCACCUCGACGAGCUAUCUGCGUACCACGCCUACGCCAGGUAUACGCAACGUCAACCACCCGCCGUACGUUAUCAACCAUGUCCAAGGCGAUCUGGCCGUGCACGCCGUGUCGCCGAACGCAACGCACCACAACGGGAUCAUGGAAUACGACGUGCACAACCUUUUCGGCCAUCAAAUCCUGCAAGCGACAUACGCUGCGCUCCUGGCGGCCAGACCAGGGAAACGGCCCUUCAUCAUCGGCCGCUCGACAUUCGCCGGCUCGGGGACCGUGGCAGGGCAUUGGGGCGGCGACAACGAAUCCAAGUUCUACUACAUGUACUUCUCGAUCCCGCAGGCUCUGAGCUUCAGUCUCUUUGGGAUCCCCAUGUUCGGCGUCGACACGUGCGGGUUUAAUGGCAACAGCGACGAAGAACUGUGUAACCGCUGGAUGCAAUUGAGCGCCUUCUUCCCUUUCUACCGCAACCACAACGUGCUGUCGGCAAACUCGCAAGAAGCAUACGUGUGGAGCAGUGUGAUCGACGCGACCAAGACGGCCAUGGCCGUGCGCUUCCAGCUCCUGCCGUACUUGUACACGUUGUUCUACAACGCGCAUGUCAACGGUGACACCGUCAUGCGCGCUCUGGCGUGGGAAUUCCCCAACGAUCCCUCGCUGGCCAGCGCGGAUCGGCAGUUCUUCCUGGGACCUUCGAUUUUGGUGGUUCCGGUCCUGACCCAGGGCGAUACGUCGGUGAAUGGUGUUUUCCCGGGUCUCGUCGAGGGCACCGACGUGUACUAUGAUUGGUACAACAAGACACCGGUGAGUGUGCCGUCGAGCAAGAACACCACGAUCGAUGCGCCGCUCGGUCAUAUCCCGGUGUACAUCCGCGGCGGGGCGAUUCUGGCAACGCAGCAGAUGGCCAUGACGACGAGGGAAGCGAGAAACACGUCGUGGUCGAUCAUAGUGGCGCCCGGCGUGGACGGCACGGCCACGGGGACGUUGUACCUUGACGACGGGGAGAGUUUGAAGCCCAACGCGACGAAAUUCGUCAGCAUGAGCGCGGCCAUGGGCUCGUUGAACGUCGCGGUCAGUGGUGGGUAUACGGGCUUGGAUCUGCCGUUGGCGAACAUCACGAUUCUUGGUGUGCAGAGGGCGCCGCCGAGUAAUGUGGUCAAGAUCAAUGGGAAGACGGUGGGCAAUAGCACGUACGAUGCGAGCAGCAAGACGUUGUUCAUCGGAGGCUUGCAGACCGCAAUGGGUGGGAAGGUCUGGGGUGGAAAUUGGUCUUUGUCCUGAUUUUUACUCAUCGAAUGACACCCCGCCGCUGUGUCACGAUGUUCUUCUCAGCUAGAGAGUAAGCAAGGAACGGCUUUUAUGAGGCACCCCUAAACAAUGGAUGGGAUUUCUCCCCCAGAAGAAAGGGAAAUGCAAACCCCAGCAAUCUCGGCUUCAUGGUCGCGGUCGUAGUCGUGGUCCAAAGUUUACGAGCUUUG